Oncorhynchus gorbuscha (pink salmon) is the source of this 2310-nucleotide messenger RNA. RefSeq lists its product as uncharacterized. The record is from RefSeq and is a predicted model, not a curated record. NCBI's taxonomy places the organism in Eukaryota, Metazoa, Chordata, Actinopteri, Salmoniformes, Salmonidae. The transcript has 2 exons. Bases 1543 to 2226 code for a protein of 227 amino acids.
UUGACGUGGGUGUGUGGAUGAGGAGCGGCUGCGAUCCCGCCAGUGUGCUGUGAUCCUACUCUGGAUAUUACUUAUCAUUCAGGAUUACAAGGAUGUCACAUUUACAAUUGAUCAUAUGGAUUUGUCUGUUUCCUUCAUCAGUGGAGUAUUUUGAAACCCGCUCUUCUCAGGAGUCGCGCAGAGAGAGGAUUCAUUACACGUGAAGGAAUUAUUGUUAUUUUGAAAACUGGAAUUUAUAAGGAUACAUUUUUCUGGAUUCAAUACAACCUUCAUUAAUUGUUCUACUGGAUAACUGUGUCUUGACGUCUUUUACGCGGUACGUGUGUCAAGCCACAGCGUUCUCAUUGACACCCAACUACAGGACCAGAGAGGUCCGGUGCAGGGAGUCCUAUGGUCGGGCACAGACACACCGGUCAAUGGUGUCUCUUGAGGAUAUUCUAUUCGCAGUGACCGAUGGCUAAAGUUCAGCGGUUACCGAUGGAAAUAACACGCACAAUGCUGGAACACUACGAUGUUGGAUGAUUUGCAGGAUGGUUUGAACAGUGCAAUGGGAUUGGAUAGUAUGUUUUUGUGGUACAUAUUGGGGGAAUUGGUACCCGUGUUUUGGACAUCUACACGGAAUGGAUUAUCCCAUUACGCACUCCUAAAUGGAUUAUUACCUGACAGAUCUUCCUCUGCUGCUGCUACACACAAACCCCUUUAACUAAAUCCACAUAUGGAUUCACUCUUCAAUCCAGAGGGUUUCAGUAUUUCAAACCUGCCAUGAAAACAGGAAAGUCCACAUGAAAAAACGAAGUGAAUAUUUGACAUUUGUAAAAUCUGUUUUUACUGUAUGAAUUGUGCUUUACUACCCCGGCUGGGCAGUUAAACACAGGGUGCUAUUACAGUGUGGUAGUCCAGGCUAGGUGGAGGGUCCUACAGGCUGGGUGGAGGGUCCUACAGGCUGGGUGGAGGGUCCUACAGGUCCUAUGGCUGGGUGGAGGGUCCUACAGGCUGGGUGGAGGGUCCUACAGGCUGGGUGGAGGGUCCUACAGGCUGGGUGGAGGGUCCUACAGGCUGGGUGGAGGGUCCUACAGGCCGGGUGGAGGGUCCUACAGGCCGGGUGGAGGGUCCUACAGGCCGGGUGGAGGGUCCUACAGGCCGGGUGGAGGGUCCUACAGGCCGGGUGGAGGGUCCUACAGGCUGGGUGGAGGGUCCUACAGGCUGGGUGGAGGGUCCUACAGGAUGGGUGGAGGGUCCUACAGGCUGGGUGGAGGGUCCUACAUGCCGAGUGGAGGGUCCUACAUGCCGAGUGGAGGGUCCUACAGGCCGGGUGGAGGGUCCUACAGGCCGGGUGGAGGGUCCUACAGGUCCUAUGGCUGGGUGGAGGGUCCUACAGGCUGAGGGAGGGUCCUACAGGCUGGAUGGAGGGUCCUACAGGAUGGGUGGAGGGUCCUGGAGGGUCCUACAGGCUGGGCUGUUAAACACAGGGUGCUAUUACAGUGUGGUAGUCCAGGCUGGGUGGAGGGUCCUACAGGCUGGGUGGAGGGUCCUACAGGUCCUAUGGCUGGGUGGAGGGUCCUACAGGUCCUAUGGCUGGGUGGAGGGUUCUACAGGCUGGGUGGAGGGUCCUACAGGUCCUAUGGCUGGGUGGAGGGUCCUACAGGCUGGGUGGAGGGUCCUACAGGCUGGGUCAGGGUCCUACAGGUCCUAUGGCUGGGUGGAGGGUCCUACAGGCUGGGUGCAGGGUCCUACAGGCUGGGUGGAGGGUCCUACAGGCUGGGUGGAGGGUCCUACAGGCUGGGUGGAGGGUCUUACAGGUCCUAUGGCUGGGUGGAGGGUCUUACAGGUCCUAUGGCUGGGUGGAGGGUCCUACAGGCCCCAUGGCUGGGCGGAGGGUCUUACAGGUCCUAUGGCUGGGUGGAGGGUCCUACAUGCUGGGUGGAGGGUCCUACAGGCUGGGUGGAGGGUCCUACAGGCUGGUUGGAGGGUCUUACAGGUCCUAUGGCUGGGUGGAGGGUCCUACAGGCCCUAUGGCUGGGUGGAGGGUCCUACAGGCCCCAUGGCUGGGUGGAGGGUCCUACAGGCUGGGUGGAGGGUCCUACAGGCUGGGUGGAGGGUCCUACAGGCUGGUUGGAGGGUCUUACAGGUCCUAUGGCUGGGUGGAGGGUCCUACAGGCCCUAUGGCUGGGUGGAGGGUCCUACAGGCCCCAUGGCUGGGUGGAAGGUCCUACAGGCCCCAUGUGAGGGCCAUGCUUUUCCAUUCCUCUUCAAAACUCUGGCACCACAAAUUGGACAUUGGACUGGUAGUGUUCUGGAACAGAGCUGGGA